AUGGCGAGCGUACAGGCAGAGGCUACUGUGCCAAAUGGCAGUGCACAAGUAAACGGUAACUCUCAGCAACAAAACAAGAGACCCAAUCAACAAAACAACCGACAGUGGAAACAGAAGAAGACCAAGAGAGAGAAGAACAUCACCGAGGGUUCAUCCGAGGAAGUCCUCAAGUACGAUAUCCAAGCACUACUUAAGGAGAGAGCUGUCGAGUAUGGUGAGGGAACAGAACAUGGCCCUGAAGUCCUCCCCGAGGAAGGUACUGAGACAGACGUCGAGGUCAUGGAGCUCUCAUCGACAGGAGACGGUCUUGCCAUGAAGCCUGGAUCAAACCAGGUCUAUGUUGUAUCCUUCGCCGUCCCCGGUGAUAUCGUCAAGGUGAAGGUUUUCCGUCACCUUCCUCGCGACAACCAGACCCUUGCCGACUUCAUCUCUAUCACAAAGCCCUCCCCCUUACGCGAUGACGCGCGCAUCAGCUGCAAGUACUUUGCCUCAUGUGGCGGCUGCCAAUUUCAGAUGCUUGACUAUUCUGAGCAACUCAAGCUCAAGAAGCGCAUUGUCGAAAAGGCCUUCAAGAACUUCUCCAACCUCGACCCCAACAUUGUCCCCGCUGUCCAGGAUACCAUGGGCAGCCCGCUACAGUACAGCUACCGCACUAAACUCACGCCUCACUUCGACGGGCCCCCUGGCUUCAGACCUAGCAAGAGAGGAAAGAACCCCAGGAUUCCUUUCGAGAAAUGCCCUGACAUUGGAUUCAUGCAAAAGGGUCGUCGAAAGGUGUUGGACAUUGAGGACUGUCCUAUCGGUACUAACGCUGUGCGCCUCGGUAUGACGCGUGAGCGUGAGCGUAUGCAGAAGGAGUUUGGCAACUACCAGCGAGGUGCUACAAUCCUUCUCCGUGAGAACACCCAGCGGGUGCCAAAGGAUAGCGAGGAAGUCAAUGGAGAGACGCAGCCUUAUACCGUCCGUGUGGAGAACGAAGAUACAGUUGAUAUCAAGUCGUGCAUCACCGACUCCAAGGCCACCACAACUGAAUACAUUGGACCCUAUACAUUUACCAACCCAGCUGGCUCUUUCUUCCAAAACAACAACUCCAUCCUCCCUUCUUUCACUGGCUACGUCCGCGACAACAUUCUCCCGCCUGCAGGUACCGGUAUGGAUAUCAAAUACCUCAUCGAUGCCUAUUCAGGUUCCGGCCUCUUCACCGUCACUCUUGCCUCACUAUUCCAACACUCUAUUGGCAUUGAUAUUGCCGCCGACUCAAUCGCCUACGCCAGUCGCAAUGCUGCCCUCAAUGGGAUGGGUGAGGAUCGCUGCAAGUUUAUCGCUGCUGAUGCAGGUGAGCUUUUUAAGAGCGUCACCUAUAAUCGUGACGAGACUGUUGUCGUUCUUGAUCCCCCUCGCAAGGGUUGCGACGCAGACUUCUUGAACCAGCUACGCAAAUUCGGUCCUCGGCGAGUAUUGUACGUCAGCUGUAACGUGCACACACAAGCCAGGGAUGUUGGCGUCCUUGUGCGCGGAGAAGGAGAAGGCGAGCGAUAUGAGAUCGAGAGUCUUCGAGGUUUUGAUUUCUUUCCCCAGACUGGUCACGUAGAGGGCGUUGCGAUUCUCAACAGGGUUGAUACCAAGGCAUAA
Messenger RNA from Fusarium coffeatum, 1632 nucleotides. RefSeq lists its product as uncharacterized. The record is from RefSeq and is a predicted model, not a curated record. Gene Ontology annotation, biological process: tRNA processing. Gene Ontology annotation, molecular function: tRNA (uracil(54)-C5)-methyltransferase activity, S-adenosyl methionine-dependent. Bases 1 to 1632 code for a protein of 543 amino acids. The transcript has a single exon. NCBI's taxonomy places the organism in Eukaryota, Fungi, Ascomycota, Sordariomycetes, Hypocreales, Nectriaceae.